CUGGGGGUUGGCGGCGCGGCGGGAUGGGGGCGGCCGGCGGCGCGGGGCGCUGAGCGGCUCGGAGCGGAGCUCAGCCCUGCCGCCUACCCCCCGACACGGGACAGCAUGAACCGCCUUGGCUCCGGCCCCGUGGGCAGCGCCGCCGCCGCCACCGGGCAGUACCGGGUGUGCGGGAACUGCCGGAAGGUGCCGAGACAGGAAAAAAGAGUCCAAGUCUCCCCACCAUUGACAAGAGGACCAAGUGCCUUUAUACCAGAGAACGAAGUUAUGCAAGCAAAUGGUUUGGAUGAACGUACUAAUCUUCUUGUGGAAGAAUAUUCUACAUCCGGUCGCCUGGACAACAUCACGCAGGUCAUGAGUAUCCAUUCUCAGUACCUGGAGUCUUUCCUCCGCAGCCAGUUCUAUAUGUUGCGCAUGGAUGGGCCUCUUCCUUUGCCCUAUAGGCACUACAUUGCUAUAAUGGCUGCUGCCAGACAUCAGUGUUCCUACCUAAUAAAUAUGCACGUUGAUGAGUUUUUGAAGACUGGUGGGAUUGCAGAGUGGUUGAAUGGUUUAGAAUACAUUCCCCAAAGACUGAAAAAUCUGAAUGAAAUAAACAAACUCCUUGCACACCGGCCCUGGCUCAUCACGAAAGAGCACAUUCAGAAACUUGUCAAGACUGGGGAAAAUAAUUGGUCUCUUCCUGAACUGGUGCAUGCUGUUGUCCUGUUGGCACAUUAUCAUGCCUUGGCAAGUUUUGUAUUUGGUAGUGGCAUUAAUCCAGAGAGAGAUCCGGAUACAUCUAACGGAGUCAGACUUAUAGCAGUCAACAACUUCUGUGUCUGUGAUCUUGCCAAUGACAACAACAUAGAAAAUGCAUCCCUCACAAGUAGCAACUUUGGGAAUGUCAUGGUGUUUUUGCAGAUUGCAGAUUCUUUAAGUGAGCUGGAGGCCUUAAUGGAAAGGAUGAAGAGGCUGCAAGAAGAUAAAGAGGAUGAAGAAGCCUCUCAGGAAGAAAUGGCAACUCGCUUUGAAAAGGAGAAGAAGGAGAGUCUGCUAGUAAUUAGUGGAGCAUUUGAUGAUGAAAUAGUUUCUACGGAUGUCUCCCGCUAUAUUGAAGAUCCUGGAUUUGGGUACAAAGACUUUGCAAGGCGAGGAGAAGACCAUCUGCCAACAUUCAGAGCUCAGGACUAUACUUGGGAAAAUCAUGGCUUUUCCCUUGUGAACAGGCUUUAUUCUGAUAUUGGGCAUCUCCUCGAUGAAAAGUUUCGGAUGGUAUAUAACCUCACAUAUAACACUAUGGCAACACAUGAAGAUGUUGAUACAACUAUGCUAAGAAGAGCUUUAUUUAACUAUGUCCACUGUAUGUAUGGAAUCAGGUAUGAUGACUAUGAUUAUGGAGAAGUUAAUCAGUUACUUGAACGCAGCCUGAAGGUUUACAUAAAGACAGUGACCUGCUACCCAGAGAGAACUACCAAGCGCAUGUACGAUAGUUACUGGCGUCAGUUCAAGCACUCGGAGAAGGUUCAUGUCAAUCUACUUCUAAUGGAAGCUCGUAUGCAAGCCGAACUUCUGUAUGCCCUUCGUGCCAUAACUCGUCACUUAACCUGAAGCAUUCGCUGGGCAGGAGUAAAGGAGUUUUUACUGAGUAUGUAAAGACCUUUUGAAAUAGAUACACACCAGAAGCUGUUUGUGAUGUAGCAUCAGGUUAUUCGAUUCUCUAGUGUCAAAGUUUAGCCGUGCUUCUUGACGGCUGUAAUGUGCAAUGACGUGUUUUAUUUUCUUGAUGCUUAACAUUACUAAUGAUAACAAAAGUAACACUGAGGAGCACUACUCUGCAUUGUUUCCAGCUGGAUUUCUGUGCAGCAGCCAGGAUCCUGAAACUGUUUUUAUUAUAUCCAAUCCUAGCGCUUUGUUCUUCAAGCACAGGAGUGAAGUGCUUAGAGACUUCUUUUUCCAAGCAAUCAUUUUUCAGAUAAGUGGAGUCCAGCAGAAGAUCAGUUUUACCUGUCCUGAGAAUGUACCACCAUGUCGUGACUCGUGACAGAGACCCGCGGGCUGCAUUGCAUUGAAUUGCCCACUGGAUUCUUCUGUGUCUCCUGGAGACUGCUUGCUGGUCACUGUCUUACUACAGCAAUUGAAGGUGAUGCGAGAUGUGGAUGUACACAUUGAGCACACUUUAAUGUGAAAUUAGUCGUGAUAAAUCCUACAGCAUGCUACUGAAGUGCGAAUUUCAUCUGCUUUGUCGUGCCCCUUCCUAUGAGAAGGGGCCUCACAAUCUGCCAUUUCGGCCACGCUCACUGUCUUUUCAGUCAUACAUAAUCUUGUUUUACUGACAGUCACCCUCAGUUGUCCUUCCAAUAUCCAUGUUCAUCACAUGUUGCAAUUUGUUUAGUUGGCACCUAUAAAGUUGAUACACAGGCUGACCAAAACUAAGGUUGUGGGUUUUUUUGCACUCUCUUCUUUCUCAAUGUUUUAACUAAGGAAAGUAAAGGAAGGCUAGUAUAUCUGUUCUUUCAUAUUGGAUGUAUAGAAAUUUAUUUCCCAUAACUUUUUCAUAGCAUGAAAUUGUAAUACUCAAAGUUUAAAAAGUUUCUAUGCAUUAGUGUGAGUGAACAAAAGAAAAGUGCAAUAUUUAAAAAGAAAGCAAGCUUUUUUCCCUGUCAUGCCACUGCUAAAGUGUCCUUCUUAUAUAGCCAUAAAGAAAUUUUAAAACCAAAUUUCUUUAUUGUCUAAGGCCUAGCAGUUUUCUUUUAGCUUUUACGGCUUAAGACAACCUGAUACUGAGAUGCCAAAGCAUCCCCAAAACGAAGCAUUCUUAGACAACCGAUAAUAUUGGGGAAGGGAAGAAAUAAGCUGCCAAAAAUGUCACAGUUUUGUGCUGUUUUCUGUUGCUUUUGACUAAUUUUUAAGAGCACAAAAUGUUGAUAUUUAUAGCUUUAUUUUGUAUUGCAUUUAAUGAACCAGUGAAGUGCCUAAAGAGAUGCUUAAACUUACCCAGUAGGAUGCAAGUUGUCACUGCUUCAACUUUUGUCUGUUGGUUUGGACUUUUUGCAUUUCUUUGAGGAGGGUGACCUUUAUUUAUGUCGCAUACAUUCAAAACUAACUGGAUAGGUUUAUUUUUCAUGUUCUAUCGGAUUGUAGAAGUUAAUACAGGAUUUUUUUCCACUGGUGAUGACAGAAUAGUUUAAAAAUAUACUAUCAAUCAAUCAAUAAAUCAAUCAUAUUUUAAGACUUUUCUUUGACAAAGUCAUGGACCAGUACGCUAGUGAAGUUAGUUUUCUCUUUUCUUCCCUUUUCCUGAUACUUUGCUGUGACUUCGCAUGUUGGUUUUUUCGCUUUAUCUGUCUGUUCCAGAUUGGAAAGCUAAAUGAUUGUACACUUUUCUGCACUUUCAGACUGCAGAUUCUGCAUGUGAAAACCUUGCAAGGAAGAAAUUGUAAUUAUUUUUUUUUCUAAUGUAACAUUGGCUACUUAGAAAAUUACCCAACAGACAGCAUCGCACUCUCUUAUGGAGAGAGCAUUGGGUAAAACAUCAGAUUUAUUUAUCUUGUAUAGCUGACUGCAAAGAUUUCUCAGAAGUGUUGAGACACUUGUAUGUGUGAACUUAGAUUAGCUUUUGAAGCUGUUCUGAUCCUUUUUCCUCCCUCUUGUGACUGCAGUGGCCAUACCUAAUGGCUUUUAUGCACAGAACAAUUCUGCUGAGAGAGGUUUUCAUGCAAUACUUCUGCUUUUUUUUCACGUGAUGGGAACUGUACAGUACAACUUUAAAUUCCUUUGCUUUCAUUUCAAGUAGUUCUCAAGAAGCACAGCGGAGCUCUGGAAAGGAAGCAAAACUAGAUUUGAGUAACUAAUAUGACGGCUUAGUUUACCUUCAGAAAUGCAAAGAUUUUUAGAGUAGGUUGAGUUUUACAUUUGGAAACAUGAGUGCCUUUACUGCUUUCCUUACGAAAUAUACAUGCCAG
Cuculus canorus (common cuckoo) is the source of this 3944-nucleotide messenger RNA. It is a transcript of the gene SESN3, whose product is annotated as sestrin 3. Bases 106 to 1590 code for a protein of 494 amino acids. The record is from RefSeq and is a predicted model, not a curated record. Gene Ontology annotation, biological process: positive regulation of macroautophagy; cellular response to L-leucine; regulation of response to reactive oxygen species. Gene Ontology annotation, cellular component: nucleus. Lineage: Eukaryota; Metazoa; Chordata; Aves; Cuculiformes; Cuculidae. Gene Ontology annotation, molecular function: L-leucine binding; oxidoreductase activity, acting on peroxide as acceptor. The transcript has 10 exons.